GCCUGGCCCUCCACCGCAACAAAACGGCUACAAUGAACAGCCGUAUGCGCCUCCGAUGAAUGCCGGAGAGAAGCAAAACUUCGACCAGGCCUUCAAGAUCCAAAAGCCAAAAUUCAAUGACUGGUGGGCGGGAUUGCUGUUCAUCGCUGUAUUCCUAGGUUUCGCAGCUGUUUCUGGCAUCGCAAUCCAAGGAUACGUGCAUACCUUUUCGUUCAAUGGCGGAGGUAUCUAUAAUAGUCGCAAUGACUUCGGACUGUCCACGAAUACCAUUGUGCUCUUCGCUUUUGUCCUGGCUGUCGCAAUCGUCUUCAGUUACGCCUAUAUGUGGGCUGCGCGAGCCUUUACCAAACAAUUCAUUUGGAUCACUGGUAUCCUGAAUAUUAUAUUCGGAUUCGCGACGGCAAUCUAUAUGUUGUCCCGCAAGUACUGGUCCGGUGGUAUUGUAUUCCUUCUAUUCUCGAUCUUCUACGUGAUCUGUUUCAUCUCCUGGAUCCCGCGCAUUCCGUUCUCGGUCCUGAUGCUGCAGACGAGCAUUGACGUUGCCAAGAAGUAUGGCCAUGUUUACGUCGUCUCCCUCAUUGGUGGUCUUCUGGCAGCGGCAUUCGGUGCCUGGUACUCGGUCACUCUGGUUGCGGUAUAUGUGAAAUACGAACCGGGGAAUAAUCCGGCAUGCAGCGAGGGCGCCGGUGGUUGCAGCAAAGGAAAGGUGAUUGGACUGAUAGUCUUCAUCACAUUCGCCAUGUACUGGAUAUCGGAAUGGUUGAAAAAUACCAUCCACACAACAAUUUCCGGAGUGUACGGAUCGUGGUACUUCUGCUCGAACAAUUUCCCCAAGGGAGCUACACGAGGCGCCUUGAAGCGAUCAUUGACCUACAGCUUUGGCAGUAUCAGCCUGGGCAGUCUCAUUGUGGCCAUCAUCAAUUUCCUGCGCCAGAUCUGCUCGGUCGCGCGACAGACGUCGUCUCAGGAAGGUAACAUUAUCGGGACGAUUGUAUUCUGCUGCCUGGAAUGCCUGAUUUCCUUGCUCAGCUGGGCGGUACAGUUCCUGAACCGCUAUGCCUUCUCGCACAUUGCGCUUUAUGGCAAGUCGUACAUACAGGCGGCAAAGGACACUUGGACCAUGAUCAAGGACCGCGGCAUCGAUGCCCUCGUCAACGAAUGCCUCAUCGGACCCGUCCUCUCGAUGGGCGCUACAUUCAUUGCGUACGCGUGCGCCCUUCUCGCAUACCUCUACCUCAUCUUCACGUCGCCCGCAUACAACCAGGACGGAGCGUACACACCCGUGGUCGUCGCAUUCGCGUUCCUCAUCGGGCUGCAGGUGUGCAACAUCUUCACGACGCCGCUGAGCUCGGGAAUAGACACCAUCUUCGUGGCGAUGGCGUGGGAUCCGCAGGUCAUGAUUCGGGACCAUCCGGAUCUGUAUCACCAGAUGGUGCAGGUGUAUCCGCAUGUGCAGCAGGCUAUACAUGCAUAAAGGACGAGGUAUGGAGUACUGUGUGAAUAAUUGUAAUGGACGGAGGAGAGGAGAGAAAAAUUGUGUCGAUACAAGGUACGAAGUGUAAAGGGAAGAGAAGGAGAGAAGGACGUUUCAUCGUAAUGAGAGAUUGGUUAGCGGGCGACUGAUUAUUAGUCCAGCGAUCUCAGAUGGAACCACGACGACUUUGGCAGCGCCAGAAAAUCCAAUUAUGCCUCCACAAAAAGGAAUAAGCUUCUAAGAAUAGUAAUAAUAAACUCAUGGUUAUUUUCUAAAACAUAAGAAAC
This is a messenger RNA of Aaosphaeria arxii CBS 175.79, 1761 nucleotides long. RefSeq names its product DUF580-domain-containing protein. The coding region runs from base 56 to 1474 and encodes 472 amino acids. The record is from RefSeq and is a predicted model, not a curated record. Lineage: Eukaryota; Fungi; Ascomycota; Dothideomycetes; Pleosporales. Gene Ontology annotation, biological process: transmembrane transport. Gene Ontology annotation, molecular function: transmembrane transporter activity. The transcript has 5 exons. Gene Ontology annotation, cellular component: plasma membrane.